This is a messenger RNA of Prosopis cineraria, 1119 nucleotides long. RefSeq lists its product as uncharacterized. The transcript is spliced from 3 exons. Bases 1 to 1119 code for a protein of 372 amino acids. The record is from RefSeq and is a predicted model, not a curated record. NCBI's taxonomy places the organism in Eukaryota, Viridiplantae, Streptophyta, Magnoliopsida, Fabales, Fabaceae.
AUGUGGUGCAUACCUGAGUUUGAACUUAUUGACUUGUGCAACAACAACUAUGUGGUGAGAUUUACAGAUCUGGACCAGAUGAAGGCAAAAUAUCGUAAGGUUCUGUUCGAAGGGCCGUGGGUUAUUAUGCAGCAUUGCGUGCUAAUCCAGCGGUGGUCUCCCUACUUUAACCCUUUCAAUAACCCCUUAGGACAAAUUGCUGUCUGGGUAAGAAUUCCAGAUAUUCCUAUGCAUUGCUAUAAUAAGAAGUUCAUUUGGAGAUUAGGAGAAAGAAUUGGAAGACCUUUGAAAGUUGAUAUGUGCACAUUAUCUGACAUUUCUAAAGAUGUUCCAAUAAAAGAAAGAGGAAGGUACACUCCUAUUUGUGUAGAAUUAGAUUUGCAGAAAAAAUUAGUCCCCAAAGUGAUUGCUGCUUGCUCGGUUUUUAAUGUUGAAUCUAAAGGUUUGAGGCUUAUUUGCUUUAAUUAUGGUCAAUUCGGACAUCGCCGAGAAACCUGUCCUUGGCUUGUACAUGGUGAUACAGAAAAACCUCAACAAGUAGACAUGUCUUCACAAACAGAUUAUUGUAGAUCGAUGGGUUCUCAUCCAGCCCGUGCUUCUCCAAUGACGAAUAUCAAGAAGGAAGGAGUGGGAUUUGGUUCUUUUAUGCUUCCCAAUGCAUCAAAUUAUCGGAUAUCAAGAUUCAGCGUUCUUGUUGAUGAGGAGCAGGCAGAGGCUUCUGGAGGGAAGAUGUCCCUCUUUAUGAAUGAAGAUGAUAAGACAGUGGGGAGAAGGAAGGCAAGUCAGAAACUUGUAGAAAGUAGGGCUGCACCUAGGAAAUCUAAUAUGAAGAUAGUGAAUAGACAGAUCUUACGUGACCAGACCUCUGCACGAGGUCUUUCAAACGGGCCGAUAACUACAAAUGGGAAAGGACCCCCAGAAUAUAGGCCGAAGGAAAGGGGAAGCGAACAGCAUCCUAAACAGAGAUCUCACAUUGUUGUCCAAGGGAGUUCUCUGAACUUGGGCCAAGGACAAGUUAUUUCAGCCCAGGCAUCUUCAAAGGAAUUAAAGGCCCCUUUACCUGUAAAUUCUGAUUUGCAUUCUAAGGAAGGCACUGGAAAUAUGGCGGAACAAAUGUAG